Messenger RNA from Coccidioides posadasii C735 delta SOWgp, 1191 nucleotides. The record is from RefSeq and is a predicted model, not a curated record. Lineage: Eukaryota; Fungi; Ascomycota; Eurotiomycetes; Onygenales; Onygenaceae.
AUGGCGGGUGCUGCUUUACCACUCCAGGGUGUUCGCGUCGUCGAACUCGCUGGCUUGGCCCCAGGUCCAUUUGCCGGGCUUUUGCUAGCCGACUAUGGAGCGUCCGUCUUGCGAGUUGAUAGACCCCAUCCGAACGCACAUUCAACGUCUAAAGCCCUUCCUCGUCCAACCAAAGAUGCGUUAACUCGACACAAAACAUCCAUCAGCUUAGACCUGAAAUCACCCGCAUCAAAGGAGGUUCUGCUAUCUCUGAUCCGCAAUGCUGACGUCUUAAUUGACCCUUUCCGCCCCGGGGUGCUAGAAAAAUUGGGUCUCUGUCCUUCGACAGUGCUUCUAAAGGAGAAUCCCCGUUUGAUUGUUGCUCGUAUGACAGGUUUCCGUCGUGAUGGGAAAUAUAAAGAUAUGGCCGGACAUGAUAUCAACUACAUUGCCGUUUCGGGAGUGCUAGGGAUGCUAGGACGGGCGGGGGAAGCUCCCUAUCCACCAGGAAAUAUCCUAGGAGACUUUGCUGGAGGCGGAGCAAUCUGUUUCCUAGGCAUUUUGCUGGCUCUCUUGUCUCGCCAGACCACGGGGAGAGGUCAAGUGGUCAACGCAAAUAUGGUUGAUGGUUCGGCGUACCUUGCAACUAUGCCACGUUUAUCGCGAAAGACUCCCAUGUGGAACGGCCCGCGAGGUACAAAUGUGCUUGACGGUGGCUGCCCCUACUACGGCACAUAUGAGACGAAGGAUCCUGGAAAUUAUUUUGCUAUCGGGCCAUUGGAGCCCCAGUUUUUUGAUGCAUUGUUGCGUGGGUUGCAGCUUUCGCCUUCGGAUGUGUUCCCUCCCAACUCGAACAAAGUCCGUGAAGAUCCAAGCAACUGGCCCUUUAUGCGGAGCGUUUUCGAGAAGAAGUUCAAACAGAAAACAAGAAAGGAGUGGGAAGCUGUUUUCGAUGGAACAGAUGCAUGUGCAACCCCUGUUCUAACUAUGGAUGAACUGGAAGAAGACGGCUAUGACCAGCGGUUAGUCGUCGAGUUGUCCGAUACUCCAGGUCUGAAGUUUUCGGCGCAAGAUGGAGGAUGGUCGCCCAACCCAAUUCGACCAGGUGAAGGUGGUGAAGAAACACUAAAUCGGUGGCUCGGGUGGAAACGUGGGAGAGAUUUCGUGGUCAAAGACGGUGCUCUGGUGAAGGUUACCGGGGCAAAGCUCUAA